This is a messenger RNA of Porites evermanni, 1926 nucleotides long. NCBI's taxonomy places the organism in Eukaryota, Metazoa, Cnidaria, Anthozoa, Scleractinia, Poritidae. The record is from the annotation of a GenBank genome assembly.
AUGAGUAAUCGCUUACUGAUUCGACCAAGUGUUCAAAAAAAGCACUCAAAAGUCAACUCCGGCUUCCUCCCAGCUGAUUUGGCUGCCGCAUACGCUUCCUACCAUGAGAAUAUGGCGGAGCAGAAGAAGCUGGAACUCAAGCUUUGGGGCAUCGAUAUGGAGACCAAGCAAAUGAAGCGUGACAUUCGACAGCGCAAAGAGGUUCUCGAAAGAGAACUAAAAGAAAGGGAAGAUGAUUUUUGGGGCUGCCAUCGAGUGUUCUCUGCUGCUACGUUGAUUACUGAAUCUGACUCUUUUAGAAAAUGCUUCUACACUGGACCUCAACCAACUAAGGCCAAGCUACCACGCGGAAAGCUCGAUAGGCUGAGUCAUUUAGUGCGAAAGCUUCAAGCUGAAGACGACUUGGAAACUCUGUUAAGAUUUCAGCGCUGUGCACGAUACGCUACAAGGAGAGAGGACCGUCCAAAAUCGGCUUUGAGUCUGACUUUUGAUGAGGAAAGCGACAUAACUGAAGCGGAUUCUACGUCGCAAUGUCUUACAGAGGUCAUAAAUGCACCACGCAUGGGCAGUAUUGGAAGCAUUAGUGGUGACACUUCAGGUCGAGUGAAAAGAAUCCGGUCGGCGCCAUUAAGGAUCGCGUCUGAGAAGGAGGAGUUGAGACCUCGGAACCGCAGCCGGGGACGCAGUGUUUUUCCUCAGCAUCCCUUGAAAAAAGCCCAUGGUGAAACUUUCUGUUAUUCUAAAGAAGGUAGCCCUGAGAUUGUUUUGCACUCUUAUGAUCGACAAAGAUCUCCCAUAAAAAUGGCCUGGACUGAAGAUGCACCCAGAGCAGAGAAUAAAGUUAUUGGGAGUAAUGAAAUUCAAGCGAACAGUGGCGUGGAUUCAUCAAACAAAGAUUCUUUGGACCUCACUGAAGAGAAAACGCAAUGGCGCAGAGAAAGUAGAGUCAAUCAGUCACCGGAGAUAGAAAGAUUGGCCUCGUUUUCACCUGAGCAACAAUCGCACGAAACCAGCGUGACGGAUCUAUCUAACCUUUCCCGCUCUCAGCAUCUGCUUCCAGAAUCGAGCUCAGAACAUCUGCAAUCAGUCGGAAACACCACAUCUACAGGGCAAGAGAAAACUAUCGACUCAGAACUGCUCUCAGAGGAUGGUCUAAAAGCUAACGGUACGAUGGGGGGAGAAGUAAGGCAAAGUAUAGCUGAGGAUCGGUAUCAGCAAAAAGAUUUGGUUCAUAGAUCUAAGCAUGACGAUGUUCGCGUCUCUUCAAUUAAGGAAAUAGAGCCUUCAGAAUCUGAUUUGCCAAGUGCACUUCAAAACGAGGAAGCUACUAACGUUUCUGAUGAGGAUCAAAGACUUAAUAAGAGAGACACACUCCAGCUGGAAUCAAGUGAGCAGUACACCUUUAGAAUACGAGCUGAGCCACGAUACAGUGAAACAUCAGAAACAGAAAAGUUUGACGCACAUACACGAGGCGAAAAAAUUGCAAGAGACGACUUCCACGUGACCGUUGAGAGAAGAGGGACGCAUAAUAUAAAGAAAGCCAAAGCACAGCACAGACAAGGUGGUACUACGUUACCAAAAAGCAGCUUGCAUGGCUUGUCAAGCCGACGAAAAUCAUUGGUUCCAAGGAAUCACCAUAAGAACUCGCAGCAACACACUUCUGGGUUUUCAACAGUAAAGAACACGCGAGGAGGUAAACCAGAAUUGGGGGUUGCACCCGGUACAGAGAGUCCAUCUCAUAAAGUCGCGCACAGCGAAGAAGAAAAAAUGCGCCAAGGGGAAAGACAAUCGAGUGAAACAAAAAAGCGAAAGAUUUCAAUUUUUAAGCGAAAGUGUUUAUCCGAUUUGUUGUUCGUCGAACAGGUGAAACUAGAAAGUCGCCUUCGGAAUCGGGUCCAGGGAUUUUUAUCAGACAAGACAAGUUAG